Molecule: messenger RNA, 2925 nt
Organism: Brachypodium distachyon (stiff brome)
Lineage: Eukaryota; Viridiplantae; Streptophyta; Magnoliopsida; Poales; Poaceae
Product: proline-rich receptor-like protein kinase PERK8
Exons: 9
Coding region: 703-2601 (632 amino acids)
Biological process (GO): protein phosphorylation
Molecular function (GO): protein kinase activity; ATP binding
Source: RefSeq, a predicted model, not a curated record
CUAGGAGGGGAACCCUGGGCUAGACAGGCAGGCAAGCUGGGGGCAGCAUGUUUCUUAGUUAUGAUGAUGGAUGAUGAGUCAAAGCACUUUCCUGUGUGUGUGUGGGUUGCAAAAUUAGUGUCAGUGCGCCACAAACAUGAUGUCAAGUUGGGUUACUGGAUAAUGUAAAGAUGAGCCAUUAUUAUGCUUUGCCAUUGGCAGAAUUUCUUGAGCAUACAUGGUGACACUCAGCAGCUGCAAAAGCAUAUUGGUGGUGGUGGUGGUGAGAAGAAAGAAAGGGAAAGAAGUGGAGAAAGUAGUAUGAAACAAGUUACCAGUAAAGAGGAGGAGGGGAAAGCGAUGGAUUCCAAGCCAUGUUGUUCAUUCUCCUUGCUUCCCUGCAAGCGCGGGCAUCACGAAAUUGAUUCACUCCCCUUUUUUCAGCUCAGGUGGGAUUGACAGCAAAAGAUAUAUUCCUUGAGCUCAUCCAUUCAUUCUGAUCUUUACCAAGCUCAGCUCAGCUCAGCUGGGCAGCAAGGGCUUGCUUGCUCUUUGAUGCUUGCUGGAUCUCUUCUUCUUCUUCUUCUUCUUCUUCUUCUUCGAUUGGUUGCCGCUGGAUCUCCGACGGAGCCAUCCAUGCUGAAACGGGGCCAUGGGGUUAGCUAAGCUUAGCAACAACAAGAGGAGGAGGCUCUAGUUAUUGCUCUACUCUACUCUACUCUAAUGGCGGCAUCCGCGCCGGCUCCUUCCUCGUCUCCGCCCCCAGCAGCAGCAGCAGGAACGCCCUCCUCCUCCUCCUCCUCCUCUUCUUCUUCUUCUUCCCCUGCGCCGGCCAAAUCAAAUGCUCCCCUCUCCUCCCCACCACCCGCUCGCGCUCGCGCUCCCCCACCUCCAAUUCCGAUUCCUCCGCCGCCGCCGCUCGCCUCCUCCCCGCCGCCCCUUCCAAAGCCUUCAACACCGCCGCCGACAACAAAUUCACCACCGCCGCCUCAUGCUACUGCGCCACCACCAACCAAUUUCCCUGCUGCCCCAGCACCAACAGUUGAGACCCCUCCCCCUGCCGCCUCACCUUCUCGAGCUCCUCCGGCGACCCAUACCUCACCGCACCUCCCACCACCGCCGCCUGCCACCGCCACCGACCCGGCCGCCGCCAAACCACACCCCGCCGCCAGGGGCAACAACAAGUCUUCUUCUUCUUCCUCCUCCUCCUCCUCAUCCACCCCGCCUUCAGCAGCUGGUGCAGAGACGCCCAGCGGGAGGCUCGCUGACGGCGUCGUCAUAGCCAUCGGCCUGCUGCUCGCCUUCAUCGUCAUCACCUUGCUAGGAACCGCUGCAAUCUGGUACACAAACAACAAGAAGAGGAAACGUAGGAGAAGAACAGAUGAUUAUUACCAUGCUGGAUUCGUGUCCCCUUUCUCUUCUUCCCACCAACAACCAUCAGGCGAAUCGUCGGCGGCAUCGCUUGAUCCUCCUUCCGCCCAUACCGAAUACAGUGCUGGCACGCCCAGGCUGAAAGCGUGCGUGUCCGACAUCAGCUGUGGCAACUCCCGCUGUUUCACGUACCAGGAGAUGUAUCAGAUCACCCAUGGUUUCUCGCCCCAGAACUUGCUUGGGGAAGGAGGCUUUGGGUCCGUGUACAAGGGCCGACUGCCCGACGGGAAACAGGUGGCUAUCAAGCAGCUCAAAGACGCUAGCACGCAAGGGGAGCGUGAGUUCCAGGCCGAAGUGGAGAUCAUUAGUCGUGUGCAUCAUCGGCAUUUGGUUUCUCUCGUAGGGUAUUGCAUUUCAAACGACCAGAGGCUGCUUGUCUAUGAUUUCGUGUCUAAUGACACCCUACAUUAUCAUCUUCACGGACAUGGAAGGCCUGUCUUAGAUUGGUCGGCCAGGUUUAAGAUUGCUGCUGGUGCUGCUCGUGGAAUAGCCUACCUACAUGAAGACUGCCAUCCAAGGAUAAUCCACCGAGACAUCAAAUCGUCAAACAUUUUGUUGGAUGACAACUUUGACGCUCUGGUGGCUGAUUUUGGUCUUGCGAGAUUGGCUUUGGAUGCUGUAACACAUGUAACUACCCGUGUUAUGGGCACAUUUGGAUACAUGGCUCCAGAGUAUGCAUCAAGUGGCAAAUUGACUGAGAAAUCUGACGUAUUCUCUUUUGGUGUUGUUCUCUUGGAGCUUAUGACUGGUCGAAAGCCUGUUGAUUCAUCAAGACCGUUGGGUGAUGAGAGCCUUGUUGAGUGGGCUAGACCUUUGCUUGGUCGAGCUCUUGCGACAGGAAAUUUGAAAGAGUUGGUCGACCCUAGACUUGAGAAGAACUUCAAUGAGGUCGAAAUGUUCCGUAUGAUUGAAGCUGCAGCAGCCUGCAGUCGACACUCGUCAUCAAGGAGGCCCAGAAUGAGCCAGGUGGUGCGAGUUCUCGAUAGCUUAGCGGAUAUUGAUCUAACAAACGGUAUUCAGCCUGGGCAAAGCGAGCUCUUUAACGUGGCGAACACUGCCGAUGUUAGGAUGUUCCAGCAGAUGGUGCUGGGCAACCAGGACGACAGCUCUGGGUUUAGCCAAUAUAGUUGGAGCGGUCACAGUAGAGGAGCUGGUGCCGAGGCCGCCUCCUCAAGUUCCAGGAUCUUGUGAUCAUCGUCAGCAGCGGCUUUGCGUGCUCGUAGUCAUUGCUUCACUAAUUCGGCCAGAUUGUAUUGACCAUUGAACGCCUUGGAUAGUUAUCACGUUCUUAUGAUUGCUCUCUUGUGUAGAUCACACUGAGAAGAUGUACUUUACUCUUUUUUGUUCGACCAGUAGCUAGCUGUUGGAGUGGUUGUUAACUUGUUAGGAUCUCUGCUCCUAGCUGAAGAAGACACAAUGUUUGAAUUUGUAGACUCCUUUCUUUUUGUAUUGUUUGCUUCACAAUGAUGAUGAGGUCACAACCAAAAGGGAGAAAAGAAAGAUAAUAUUCUCACU